This is a messenger RNA of Haliotis rubra (blacklip abalone), 900 nucleotides long. RefSeq names its product growth arrest and DNA damage-inducible proteins-interacting protein 1-like. Gene Ontology annotation, cellular component: nucleus. NCBI's taxonomy places the organism in Eukaryota, Metazoa, Mollusca, Gastropoda, Lepetellida, Haliotidae. The record is from RefSeq and is a predicted model, not a curated record. Bases 5 to 769 code for a protein of 254 amino acids. The transcript is spliced from 2 exons.
GAAAAUGGCGACCUCCAUGUGUAAAUUGUGUUCUAGUAAACUAUCAACUUUACAGAUCUUUUUACGUCGACAUGUUCGUUUGAAUGCUAGUGUAUCCAACGCAUUGUUUAGUUCAGGGCCUUCGCCAGAUGAUGAAGAGGUUUUGCUGAAACCAAAGAGACCUGUAAUUGAAGAUGAAGACAUUAUCGAGAAACUGAGAGAUGUCUCACUUCUGAGGGGUAAUCUUUACAAACGUCAACAUAACCUGCAACUAGAGAUCCGUUCAGCUUAUCAGAGGGAGCUCCGUUACAGGAGACGCAACUAUGCAAAGUUCGGGGAUGAGUCUGGAUUCGACCCCCGGAAAUGUUGGCCCACCCGCAGGGAACUGAGGGAUGAGAUUAAGCUGGAGAAAGAGUGGGAACCAACAUUAGACAGUAUGAUGAAAAACAUACAGAGAAGAAAACAGGCAGAUGAAGCUAAGAUGGCUAAAAGAGUGGAGAUGAUUACCAAGAACAUGGAGAAGAUGGAUGGAUGGAUCAAGGAGUAUCAUCAGCGGGAGGAGAAGAGAACAGAGGAAGUGAAGCAGAGGGAGUUGAAGAAGAAGAAGCUCCUGGAUGACGCAAUGGCUUUCUUCGGCUACAAGGUUGAUCCAAGAGAUGAGAAGUUUAAGGAAAUGCUGGAAGCAAAAGCUAAAGAAGAAAAAAGAUUGGCCAAACAGAAGAAGAAGGAAACGCAGACAGCUAAACUCAUGGCCAGAAUCCAGGCUGAAGCACAGAAGAAGGACUCAUAAGUGUCCAAUGUAGAUUUUCAUAGAGACUUGACAUAAACAUUUGUGUAAGACUUGAAUAUUCAGAGACAUUUUGUGUGGAUGUUAUGACGAAUAAGUGCAUUGAGUGAAAUAAAAUACAGUGUAAAUAUUGA